Phragmites australis (common reed) is the source of this 2958-nucleotide messenger RNA. Its product is annotated as protein MLN51 homolog. Gene Ontology annotation, molecular function: mRNA binding. The record is from RefSeq and is a predicted model, not a curated record. The transcript is spliced from 10 exons. Lineage: Eukaryota; Viridiplantae; Streptophyta; Magnoliopsida; Poales; Poaceae. Gene Ontology annotation, biological process: mRNA processing. The coding region runs from base 206 to 2317 and encodes 703 amino acids. Gene Ontology annotation, cellular component: exon-exon junction complex.
UACUAUUACAAUAUCAGUACUACUGUACUUUAAACCAAGUACUGUUGCUACAUUAUUAAUGAUUAGAUAAUUCAUCUUUAAUGUAGAUGAUCCGGAUCCCCUACCGUGCAACACGAGGCUUCCACGUUCCACCGAAUCCUGCCCCGAGCCCUAAUUCUCUCAUCGAAUUUGUCCGAUCCGUUUUGUGAUCUCUCGAUUCCCACCAAUGGCCGACAAGGAGAAGCCGGAGGCGGAGGAGGAGUACGAGAGCGACCUCGACGACGCGCCCCUCCCGGCGGUGCGGCGCCGCGCCGCGGCGAGCGACGACGAGGGGGAGGAUGAGGACGGAGGGACGCCCUCGCGGCCGAGGAAGGCCGGAUCCGACGCGGAUUCCGACGGGCAGGGCGCAGCCGAGGCGUACGACGAGGGCGCCUACGAGGAUGGUGAGGAGGGGUACGAGGAACACGAGGAGGCGUACGAGGAGUUUGAGGAAGGAGGCGGCGGGGAGCGCGGGGUGGCCGCCGAGGCGGUGGUUGAGGCGGGAGAUGGGGAGGGCAAGGCGGGGGAUGGAGAUGCCGAGGAGGCUGAUGAUGCAGCGGCAGGGGAGGAGAAGAAAGGGAACGAGCCCUACGCCGUGCCGACGACCGGCGCCUUCUACAUGCACGACGACCGUUUCCAGGAGGCCCGUGGCCGUGGGUGCCAAAGGAGAAUGGUGAACACUAGAAAGUUGUGGAAUCCUAAAGAGGAGCAAGCCUGGGUCCACGACAGAUUUGAUGAGAUGAAUUUGCACAAUUUUCAUGGUGACAAUACAAAAAGAAAGCAGGGAGGUCGUUUAAGAGGACGUGGUGGUGGGCCCGGUGGUAGAACUCGUGGUGUUAGCCGUGGUAAUUUCAGGGGCAACAGAUCUCGAGCAUACUAUCAUGAGGGUAACAAGAACUACAGUUACGUUCUAAAGGAAUCUCAUGGUUACCAUGAUAAUUCCAAGAAUGCUUGGCAUGCUUCUUACGAUAACGGGAAGAACAGAGUUCCAAAACUGUCUCGUGCUCACUAUGAUGAUGUGAGUAACUAUGACAUUGUUCCAAAAGAAUCUCACACUUACUACAGUGAUGCUAAAAGUCAAAAGAAUGCACAAAGAGUAGUUCGAGGAAGAGGCUCUAGACGCUACCAACCACGAUGGAGGAGUACCACUGAGCUAUCUUCAGUGCAAAACAAUAAGUCUCAGAAUGAAAACACACCAUCAAAUGCAAACUUGGGAAAACACCAACCUCAAACUUCAAAUUCUCGACCUGAACAAGUUCUUCCAGUUAAGCAAACCAUUGCAUCAAACUUGAAUUCGGCUUCACCACCCUUUUACCCUUCUAGGUUGUCCCAUCAGGAACUCCCAGUUAGUCAGGUAGGGAAUGGGCAACCUAGUAGUACUGGUAGACCCUUCUCAUCCUCCAUAGGCAUGGAGAAUGUUUCUCCGACCUCACAAUAUGGCAACCUAUUGAGAGGAAAGGCCUUUGUACCGUCAGUUGGGCAUUUUGAAGCAACUAUGAAGAGAAUGAAUAGUCCUGCAUUGCAUUCAUCUGCAUCAUCACCGAAUGGUCCAUUUCCUGUAGCAGCUAAUCAAGUCACUAGAGAUUAUGUUCGUCCCUCACAUCCAAUUGUUCAACCAAGUCCAGUUCAAUCGUCUACACAAUCUGCACCAAGGAUGCCUGCCCUGAUGUUUGGUGCACAAUUCGGUGGUAGCGAUAAAAUGCCAUCUUCCGUACAACCAGCAUCACCAAUUUUGAAUGAAGACACAGAAAUUUCUUCUCCUAGUGGAUCAGACAAACUUAAUACUCAAUUCAAAGUCAAGGGACAACCUGGUGACCUGGGAGAAGAGCAUGCUUCUUUUCUCUACGGUGGAGCUCAUAUUCUUGGGGCUACAGCUGCAAUGGGCCUUACACUUGGUGACCAAGGUUUCCAUGGCACCCCGGCACUGUUGCCAGUUAUGCAGUUUGGAGGCCAGCGUCUAGGUGGACCCGGUGUUCCUUCGAUUGGUAUGGCUCUACCAGGAUUUGUGUCUCAACAACAACUUGGUCUCAGCAAUUCUGAGAUGACUUGGUUGCCAAUGUUGACUGGUGCCUCUGGAGCUUUAGGAGCACCUUAUGGUUCACCUCAUAUAGCUGUGGAUGGGAGCUAUUACUCCCGACCAUCUGAACAGGCAUCUUCAUCAAUUUCUCUUAGAGAACCUAGUGGAAGUAAUGCCUCUUCUCCGUUGAAGUCCCAAGAAAUGACAGAGUUUGUAAGCGAUGAACUCAGUCAACGCCAAUAUAAACCACGUCGGUACUCAGAGAUGAACUUUGGCCAAUGAGCAUAGUGAUGAUGUAGUUAUUGGGGACUCAUUUGUCAGCUUUGGGUCUGAGUCAGACUUGUGCAAUACCUACUAUCUUAAAGCCUUCCUGAGUCCUAGCAACAUUUCACUGUCUGAUGUCUAGCACUUUGGGCUAACUUGUAAACCAACAAACGCCAGGUUUGACAGCUGAAGGUGUUCAAAUCCUCACUAUGUUCAGUUGCUGUGAUUAUUCUGAUGGGCUGGUGGUGCUACAUUAUUUGGUAAGGUUGUCGACAUUUCAAGUGUUUGAAUCCUUAGUACUUGCUAUUCAGUGAACGUUCUGACUCUGGUGUCUUACAUUGUUUGGUGAGGUUUACAUGAUACUCUAUGUUACCAUGUUAUCGAGCGUCACAUCGCGUGUACAGCCAUAAGCGUGAAGGUUGUGAUGAAAAUUACGAGGGGUCUGCAUUCUGUAAAGCUCGUGUCCCAUGGUAAAUUAGUUGGUGUACUGGGUGUGUGUUUGCUUCUGUGCCUGUCUUCGUAGUGUUCAGCUGACUUGCCCACUCUAUGUUCAUGAACAUGUACACUUCUCGCUAUCUGAUCCACUCUGUUCAAGAUAAUAUUAUAUUCCGAGUUAUGGUGGUGAGUCAUUAUUGGGAUGUUAUUGCCCAGAUUAUCAA